ACUACCCAGAAAGCAAUGCGUCCACGCAGGGCAGUUUGGUGCCAGCGCAUCCGGUUGGGGCGGGACUUCCGGAGUCCUCUUCCUGGCCGACAUUUUGACUUCUUCAAGCUGUCCAGUGGCUCAAGGGCUUCAGCGCGCCUAUCGCGUGAAGGAGGAGACGUGGGAGGCCGCAUCCGGCGGUGCAGGGUGUGUCUGAGCCUGUUGAGCCGCAACCUUCGGGAUUGGGGCGUCCGUGCCUCCCCGACUCCUCUCCGCUCACACAGUUUGACUCAGCGUCACCCCAUUGAACCCUCCAGCCUCUGUUCCCGCCGCCGCUCGGGUCCCGCAGCCCAGGUCGCAGCGUCCAGCACAGAUAUGAACUUUGAGGACGUGGCCAUUGCCUUCUCUCAGGAGGAGUGGGGGCUCCUUGAUGAGGCUCAGAGACUUCUGUGCUACGAUGUGAUGCUGGAAGUUUUUGCAGUGGUAUCAUCUGUAGGUUGUUGGCAUAAAACAGAUGAUGUGGAGGCCUGUUCUGAGCAGAAUGCAUCCAUAGAAGGAGAGUCACAGGUCAGUGCUUCUAAGACAGCACCAACAACCCAGAAGAGCCAUCUUUGUGGGAGGUGUUUCUCUGUGUUAAAAGAUAUUCUGCAUCUGACUGAGUCACAAGCAGCAGUCUUUGAACAGAAAGCCUUCUUCAGUGAUGCAUGUGUGAGAGACUUGUGUUUCAGGGCAAACUCUCACCAGAAACAGAGGGAAGUCAGUGGAGAGAAGCCCUGGAAAGAAGCUGUGGACAGGGCCUCAUUUUUGAACUGGUGCAGCUUCUACUUACCAGGUCUGCCUUCAACCAGUAGGGAGGUUGGGGAAGACUUCACAGCCAUCUCAGAGCUUCUCCAGAACCAGGCCACGCUCAGAACUGAGGAGCCAUACAGGGGCAGUGAGAUUUCACAGAAAUUACUCAAUAGAAACAGGCAUCAGCAAUGGAAUAAAUGUGAAAAAGCUGCCAGCCACAACCAGAAUCUUGUUCAAGAUCAGGGUGUCUGCUCUGGAGAAGUGAAAUAUGAGUGCAAUAUAUGUGGGAAAGUUUUCAGAUGUAUCUUUAAGCUCAAUCGACAUAGGAGAGUUCACACUGGAGAAAAGUCUUAUCAGUGUACUGACCUUGGAAUGUCCUUCCAUCAAUCUUCCCUCACUGAACACCACAGAGUUUACACUGGAGAAAAACCCUACAAAUGUAUUGAAUGUGGACAGUCAUUUAGACGCAGUUACCACCUUUUUAUACAUGAGAGAGUUCACACUGGAGAAAAGCCCCAUCAAUGUAGUGAUUGUGGGAAAUGCUUCAGUUAUAGCUCUUACCUUAUUAAACACCACAGAGUUCACACUGGAGAAAAACCUUAUGAGUGUAUUGAAUGUGGGCAAUCAUUCAGGCAAAUCUCUACUCUCAAUAAUCAUCAGCGAGUUCACACUGGAGAAAAGCCAUAUGAGUGUAGUGAAUGUGGGAAGUCAUUCAGGGAUGUCUCUGGUCUCAAUAAACAUCAGAGAGUUCACACUGCAGAAAAGCCCCAUCAAUGUAGUGAUUGUGGAAAAUGCUUCAGUUAUAGCUCUUACCUUAUUAAACACCACAGAGUUCACACUGGAGAAAAACCUCAUGAGUGUAGUGAAUGUGGGAAGUCAUUCAGGCAAAUCUCUACUCUCAAUAACCAUCAGAGAGUUCACACUGGAGAAAAACCAUAUGAGUGUAGUGAAUGUGGGAAGUCAUUCAGGCAAAUCUCUACUCUCAAUAAACAUCAGCGAGUUCACACUGGAGAAAAGCCAUAUGAGUAGUGAAUGUGGGAACUCAUUCAAGGAUGUCUCUAAUCUCAAUAAACAUCAGGGAGUUCACACUGGAGAAAAGCCAUAUGAGCGUAGUGAAUAUGGGAAGUCAUUCAGUCAAACCUCGGCUCUCAACCAUCAAAGAGUUCACACUGGAGAAAAACCGUAUGAGUGUAGUGAAUGUGGGAAGUCAUUCAGGCAAAUCUCUACUUUUAAUGAACAUCAGAGAGUUCACAGUGGAGAAAAACCGUAUGAGUGAGGUGAAUGUGGGAAGUCAUUCAGGGAAACCUCUGCUCUCAAUAAACCUCAGACAGUUCACACUGGAGAAAAGCCAUAUGAGUGUAGUGAUUGUGGAAAGUCCUUUAGCAGAAGCUCUACUCUCAUUAGACACAACCGAAUACACACCGGAAAGGCACCUGAUGAGUUUAUUGAAUGUGGGAAAUCUUUUUUCUACAAAUCUUUCCUCGUUCAACACUUGAAAGUACACACUGUAGAAAAGCUUUAAAUGUGCAGGGAAUAUUUUACUUUUCUCACUCGAAUACCAAUACCAAUGGAGAAACUUUUACACUCUUUUACCUGAAUAGGAAUCCCUUUUUUCAGAACAUACACUCUGCUAGAUAAAUUCCUUAUUAGUUUAACAUACAAUAGAGGUUUUCAGAAACUGCAUUGCACCUGCUAACCCACUCAGUCCUACUACCUGAUUGAUGUCACUGUGAGUAUUUGUGGGGAAACCAUUUCACUCCUACCACCUAGCUCACCUUUAGAGUGUGCAUCACUCACAGCCUCUGCAGACUCUGGGGUUGUGCUUGAGAAUAUCAUGAAUAUUCCAAGCUUCUGGUGGAUCUUCACUUCUUUCUGUCUGACUAGAGAAUUUAUCUGACCCAGGUUUUGUCAAAAGCCCCCUGCCUCAGCUAAGAAGUGCUACCUCUUCAGGGACAUUAUGGUUCUCACUUUAUGCUGUGGGGAAUUGUUUCAGGUUCCAAUUCACCAUCCUGCAAACCUCUUGCUGUACUUUGCUCUGGUUUAUGAUCUUUAUGUAAAGGUGUUUUUUCUUUGGUACCUUUAAUUUUUUUGGUUGUAUUCUUUCCCUGGGAUGAUUGACAGGAAAGUAGUGAUCUGUUAGCAUGGAGAGUUAAACAGAUAUGGUGGGUCCCAAACUUUCUGUGCUUUUGAAGGCACUGCUUGAUGGCAGAAAAUCACUCUUUGUUCAAUUUUGGCUGAUUUUGUAUUGCCGACCAAGGCCUUGAGAUAAAGUGUGCAUGACUUUGUGGUUCUAAUUAGCUGUCUGGUGUCUCUUUUAUCGUAGAGGUCAUUGGUCACCCUGAAUAGGCAGUGUAUAUUGUGCUCUGUGAACAAUAUGAAUUAUAUUCUCUGUGCACAGUAUCUAUUACUUAGGUGUCAGCAAUGUUUAGGGGAACUGCUGUCCACGUGCUGUAAAGAGGCCAUGUGUCAUGUUGUAUGAGAUUUCAUAGGCCGGUGUCAUUUGUUGUAAGACUCUGAGAUGGAAUUAGUAUCUACACUUAUAAAAGACAAACAUGCAAAUUGCCAUACCUGUGCUAGCCUUAAGCCAAACCCACCAGCCAAUCAGAGCGGCUAUAUGCAAAUUACUCCAACAAAGAUGGUGGUUAAUUUGCAGAUACCAGCUGGGAGCGAAGACUGAAGACAACAUGGAAGCGAAGCGCUACAGAAGAGAGCAAAGUAGAGGCGGCGGAGACAGGAAUGAAGCCAAGAUGCGGAAGCAGGAGUUGGGAGGGGAAACCCAGCCGCAGCGGCUGGGAGUGGAAGGGGUAACACAGCCUGAUUGGCUGGGAGCGGGAGGGCAAACCCAGCAGCAGCGGCUGGGAGCUGGAGAGGAAACACAGCUUGAGCGGCUGGGAGCAGGAGGGGAAGCCUGUCUCAGUGGGUUUUCCUCCCUUCUCUGCUUCAUACCACCUGCAGGAAGCCCUAUAGCUCGCAGGAAUUUUCCUGCAACAGGCCUCUAGUUGGGACAUAAACACUGUUUGCAUAGUCAUGGGAGACACUGCAGUUAAACUAGAUGAAAAGUGCCUCUUCUGGAUACAAAUCCAAAAUUACCCAGGGGCCUGUGGCUUGUAUGAUAUUUGCGACAUUCUGAGGACCCCCAUAGCUAUUUCCUUUAGCUGAAGGCACUGGCAGAGAAAAUAAUCUAAUGGUUUUGUGGAUUCCCCUGGUCCUUCUAUGGUGUUCACCUCAAGGUUGUUGCUCAACAGGCAAGACGUCAAAUCUAGAGGAAGCAUAAUGCUGUAUUCAGUCCCAGGAUGUGUCUUUUAUAACCAGUCAGUAUUCCUGUUGAUUCCAAAGGCAAUAGUCUUCACUACUUGCCAACAUUUGCUGCCACUGAGGCAAGGGUGUUCCCCCCAGAAAAUGAGAACUGACAUGCAACAAAGUACACCUUUCUCAUGUGUGCUCUUUGGUGAGCCCUGACAUAGAGAUAAAGCUGUGAAACCGUCACAUGUGAAAUAAACCCACCUGUAACUCAUACCCAGGGUGGGGCACUAAUGGGCUCACAGAUUUAAGUUCAAAAAACACAGAGAUUAUUCUUUUAAAAAUAUCUUAGAAAAUACUUUUAUUCAUUUUUGGGGGGAGGGAGAGUGAAGCAAGGGGAAUAGAGAUAUAAACAUAGAUCUGCUGAACUCCUUCACAUCCCCUACUGGGGAUCCAUUUGGGGAUGUGCACUGACCUGGAAUCAAACCAGAGACCUUUCAGUGAAUGAGAUGACACUCAACCAGCUGAGGACACUGGAUGAGGCAGAGUUUAUUCCUGUAUUAUUGUUAUUAAUUAAUGUAUUAUUUUCCACAGCAACAACUCUAAACCUACUUUUUGCCUCAUCCUAUAUUUUCCUAAUACCCUGUUAUAAUCUCUCUUUCUGCAUUUACUGGCCCUCCAUGCAGUCAUGAAUUUUCUUUUUUCUUUUUUUCUUUUUUUUCUUUUUUACAAUAGAAUCAUUCAUAUUGUUCAUAAUUUUAUAGGCACUAUUUGAUGUGUUCUCUUUUACAAAUUCUGGUUUCCUCCAUGCUAUGCUGUUAUUUUGAGAUUCAACACAAAUGCUUAUGUGAAAAAUUUAUUUAAUUCUGAAUAGUACUGUGUUCUGUUAAUAAUCACUUUAUCUAUUGAUCUGUCUAUGUUUUUUCUUAUUUCCUGGUUUUGGGUAUUAUAAAUAAAUAUUCUGGGACUAUUUGCAUUCA
This is a messenger RNA of Myotis lucifugus (little brown bat), 4988 nucleotides long. Its product is annotated as zinc finger protein interacting with ribonucleoprotein K-like. The coding region runs from base 16 to 1797 and encodes 593 amino acids. Gene Ontology annotation, molecular function: DNA-binding transcription repressor activity, RNA polymerase II-specific. The record is from RefSeq and is a predicted model, not a curated record. The transcript is spliced from 3 exons. Lineage: Eukaryota; Metazoa; Chordata; Mammalia; Chiroptera; Vespertilionidae. Gene Ontology annotation, biological process: negative regulation of transcription by RNA polymerase II.